Messenger RNA from Nothobranchius furzeri (turquoise killifish), 1875 nucleotides. It is a transcript of the gene cct3, whose product is annotated as chaperonin containing TCP1, subunit 3 (gamma). Gene Ontology annotation, biological process: protein folding. NCBI's taxonomy places the organism in Eukaryota, Metazoa, Chordata, Actinopteri, Cyprinodontiformes, Nothobranchiidae. Gene Ontology annotation, cellular component: chaperonin-containing T-complex. The record is from RefSeq and is a predicted model, not a curated record. Gene Ontology annotation, molecular function: ATP hydrolysis activity; ATP binding; ATP-dependent protein folding chaperone.
CAAAAAUAAUAGUCUUUGCUAAUUGGCCGGACCUCAAGUAAUGUCUUGCCCAUUUUGUCUGAGCCGUCCCUCUCCUCGUGCCACCCAGAACCUUCGAGGCUAGUGCUGUUAGCGUCGUGGUCUCAAAAUGCUCGGCCAGCAGGUUUUAGUGCUUAACCAGAAUGUGAAGAGAGAAUCAGGACGUAAAGUCCAAACUGGAAACAUCAAUGCAGCAAAGACCAUAGCCGAUGUGAUCAGGACCUGCCUCGGCCCACGGGCCAUGAUGAAGAUGUUGCUUGACCCUACAGGGGGAAUCGUAAUGACAAACGAUGGAAAUGCCAUCCUCCGAGAGAUUCAGGUACAGCAUCCCGCAGCCAAGUCGAUGAUCGAGAUCAGUCGCACACAGGAUGAAGAGGUGGGAGAUGGGACCACAUCAGUCAUCAUACUGGCUGGAGAGAUGUUGGCUGUAGCUGAACAGUUUCUGGAGCAGCAGAUGCAUCCAACAGUGAUCAUCAGUGCUUACAGACAGGCUCUGGAGGACAUGUUGGACACACUGAAGGAAAUCAGCAUCCCCGUGGACACUUCAGACCGCUCCAUGAUGCUGAAGAUUGUUCACUCUGCCAUCAACACCAAAGCUCUGAGCCGCUGGUCGGAGCUGGCCUGCAACAUCGCGCUGGACGCCGUUCGUACGGUGGAGCUGGAAGAGAACGGGCGCAAAGAGAUUGACAUCAAGAAGUACGCCAAAGUAGAGAAGGUUCCAGGUGGAAUCAUCGAGGAUUCCUGUGUGCUGAAAGGAGUGAUGGUGAACAAAGAUGUGACUCACCCAAGAAUGAGGCGAAUGAUCAAAAAUCCCCGUAUCCUCCUGCUGGACUGUUCUCUGGAGUACAAAAAGGGGGAGAGCCAGACAGACAUAGAGAUAACUAAGGAGGAGGACUUUGCCAAGAUCCUACAGCUGGAGGAAGAAUACAUCCAUCAGAUCUGUGAGGACAUCAUCCGCCUCAAACCAGACUUGGUCUUCACUGAAAAGGGCAUUUCAGAUCUGGCUCAGCACUACUUGGUGAAGGCAAACAUCACUGCCAUUCGCCGUGUGAGGAAGACUGACAACAACCGCAUUGCCAGGGCGUGUGGAGCUCGAAUUGUGAGCCGAACAGACGAACUGCGUGAGGAAGAUAUUGGUUUGAAGGCCGGGCUGUUUGAAGUAAAGAAGAUCGGAGAUGAGUAUUUCACUUUUGUCACAGAGUGUAAAGAUCCCAAGGCCUGCACUAUCCUGUUGAGAGGAGCCAGCAAGGAGAUCCUGGCGGAGGUGGAGAGGAACCUGCAGGAUGCCAUGCAGGUGUGCCGUAACGUGCUACUCGACCCAUUCCUGCUUCCUGGCGGAGGCGCUGUUGAGAUGGCGGUGUCGAAGCGUUUGACAGAGCGUUCCCGCGCUUUGACGGGGGUCGAACAGUGGCCGUAUCGCGCUGUGGCCCAGGCUCUGGAGGUCAUCCCCCGAACCCUGAUCCAGAACUGUGGAGCCUCUACUAUUCGAGUUCUAACAUCACUCAGAGCCAAACACACUCAGGACAACAGUGUGAGCUGGGGCGUUGAUGGAGAAACCGGCUCUCUGUCUGACAUGACAGCUCUUGGCAUCUGGGAGCCACUAGCUGUUAAAGCUCAGACCUACAAGACUGCUGUUGAGACGGCCAUCUUGUUGCUACGUAUUGAUGAUAUUGUCUCCGGGCACAAGAAGAAAGACAAAGGAGAGCAGAUGGGAGGACAAGGAGCCGAAUAGGUCUAAGUAGAUCCAGGCUGAGCAGCAGAGUUACUCCGACUGUUUGUAUCUAAAUGUGUGUGUUUGCAUGUGUGGAGACCACCUGACUCACUCAAACAUAAUAAAAACAAAGUUAGAAAGCUUGA